Messenger RNA from Paramecium pentaurelia, 2506 nucleotides. The record is from the annotation of a GenBank genome assembly. NCBI's taxonomy places the organism in Eukaryota, Ciliophora, Oligohymenophorea, Peniculida, Parameciidae.
GUGUUAAUGAGACACAUCAUUCUCUUGUUGAUCAUGCAAUGCUUUGCUUCCAAUAUUGAUGUUUAGAUCUCAUAUAUAGAUGCCCCCUUGAUCAACAUACAUUGGUGUAGUGAUACUGUCUUAGCACUCACAUCUAAAGGAUCUGUAUAUAGAAGCGAUGAUCGUGGUAGAUAAUGGACUAAAAUGUCUGAGAUAUUUCAUCGCAAGGCUCUUAUAUAACUUGAAGAUUCAGAUGAAAGAGUAGGAAUUGUAAAUAAUUUUGUUCCUAGUCCUGUAGAUAAAUAAUUAGUAUUAUUUACAGGAACAGAUCAAAUUGCUUGGAUUUCUCUUGAUUGUGGAAAAACAAUAACAGCUGUCAAUGCUGGAAAAUAGUUGCGAGAAUAUCAAUUUCAUCCACUUGAAAAAGAUUGGAUUAUUGCAUCAGCAUGGAAAUAAUGUGGAUCUGAUGAAUUACUAGCAGGAACACCUUGUGUUUCUUAUAAGGAACUUCUUUUAAGUUAAGACACAGGAAUUACAUGGCAUUAAAUAGCAACUUAUGUAAAUCAAUUUACUUGGGGUGUCAAAAAUAAAGAAAUGGCUAAAUAUACUCCUAAGGAACGAAUUCUAGCAUCAUUUGAACCAUAGGGUAAAGGACAUUAAUCAAUUAGCAGUUGGAAUAUGGAUUAUAAUCUAUAUUAUAGUGAUGAUUUUUUCUAAACUCGUACUUUAAGUGUCCCUGCAGGUUCUAAAUUUAUGCUUACAGAAUCCUUCUUAUUUGUUGCUAAAGUUACAUCUUAAGUAACAUAAGAAGUUAGUCUAUAUGUGAGUGGAACAGAAUUAGGUUAAUAUAAAUAUAGUAUAAUUGAUGCAGAUUCUAAACUAUUAGAACAUUCAUAUAGCAUAUUAGACACUUCAGAAAAUUAAGUUUUUAUGGUUGUUAAUCAUCUCAAACCAUCUUCUCCAUUAGGAGUUAUUUAUAUUAGUGAUUCUACUGGUACUAGAUAUUCUAGAUCCUUGGAGAAUGUUUCAAGGUUGGAAAACAGUGCUGAAUUUUAUAGAGUCUAAGGAUUGGAAGGCAUUUAUUUAGCUAAUGUUUAUGCUGAAGAUUAAGCUAAGAUAUAUACAAAUUAAGUAUUUGAAUCUAUGGAAGAAGGCUUCUACUCUUAACAAAAUGGAUUUAAAGAUGAAGAUCUAAAGAAAUAUAAACAAACCAGGAUUACUUUCGAUAAGGGAGGAUAAUGGGUCCCUUUGAAGGUAUUGAUUAAAUUUCUAUCUUCAUUAGCCUCCCACUGUUGAUGCCGAUGGAAAACCAAUUAAUUGCAAUAAGUGCUAAUUGCAUUUGCAUCUUAGUUAAGCAUUUUAUUAAUUCGCACCUAUUUACACUUAAACUAAUUCCAUUGGUAUUAUUGUAGCAACAGGUUCUAUUGGAAAAUAUUUAAGUUAUCGAUAGGAUUAAGUUCAUACAUAUUUAAGUAGAGAUGGAGGAUUGACUUGGAUUGAAAUUAAAAAAGGAUCUUAUAUUUAUGAAAUUAGUAAUCAUGGAGGAUUAAUUGUUAUGGCUAAAGAUUAAGAAACAACUAAUUAGAUUGUAUAUUCUUGGAAUGGUGGUAUGGAAUGGACUCCAUUCAAUAUAUUGGAUUAGAAAGCAGAAAUCUAAAAUAUUAUUACUGAACCUUAAAAUAAAGGAACUAGAUUUAUAGCUUAUGGAGCUAUUCAAUUAGAAUCUAAUGGCAUUAGAACUGAAUAAGGAUUAUUGGCAACUAUAGAUUUAGAUGAAUUACAUUAGAGAAAUUGUAUUGGAUAAGAAAAAGCAGGUGAAAUUGGAAGUGAUUAUGAAUUAUGGACACCUUCUGGUCUUGUUAAUCCUGAAUGUUUAUUUGGUAAAAAGGUUACUUAUAUGAGAAAACGUAGAGAAGCUGCUUGUUAUAAUCCAGAAUAAUUGGAAAGAAUUAUUAGUGUUACUCCUUGUUAAUGCUCAUAAGAAGAUUACGAAUGUGAUUUAGGAUUUGUUAUGAAUAAUUAGUAAUGUAUUCCAAUAAAUGGUACUUUAAAUAUUGAUCCACCUGCUGAAUGCGAUGGAUAUUAUACUGUUUCAAGUGGAUAUAGAAAAAUAGCAGGAGAUAUUUGUGAAGGUGGAGUGGAACAUAUUUCAAUGAGAUUCACUUGUCCCAAUAAUAAGAAUUGGAUAUAUGAUUGGUUAAUUAUUGGAGGAGUUUUAUUUGGAUUAUAUUGGGUUUACAAUAAUCAAGAGAAAGUAAAAGAAUAUUUUGCUAGAACCGAAAUGCAUGAAUUACCAUAAUCAAAAUAAGAAGUAAUAAAUAUUAUCAUUUAUAAUUAGAUAUUAAUCCAAUAGAUUUAAUAAAAAUAAUCAAGAUAAUAGUAAUAAUAACAACAAUAAUAAUAAUAACAAUAUUAACCAAUAGAUUUAGAAUAGAAUGAAUAAGAAGAUUAAAAGUUUGAUGAAGAUUUGAUAGAAAAAGAUGAUGAUGUAUAAAUAUAAGAUGAAACAGCUCAUGAGUUGAUUUGA